Molecule: messenger RNA, 1602 nt
Organism: Colletotrichum karsti
Lineage: Eukaryota; Fungi; Ascomycota; Sordariomycetes; Glomerellales; Glomerellaceae
Product: helix-loop-helix DNA-binding domain-containing protein
Exons: 1
Coding region: 1-1602 (533 amino acids)
Biological process (GO): regulation of transcription by RNA polymerase II
Molecular function (GO): DNA-binding transcription factor activity, RNA polymerase II-specific; protein dimerization activity; RNA polymerase II cis-regulatory region sequence-specific DNA binding
Source: RefSeq, a predicted model, not a curated record
AUGGCACAACACGGCUUCGGCCAGUUCAACGGGGGACAUGGCCCCGGCGGAAGUAUUGACCCCAACGACCUGGCCAUGGGAGGGAACUUUGCCUCGUCCUACUCCAACAACUUCAACUCCAACUCUGCAAACAACUCAAAUGGCUUUUCCAGCGGUAACGCCCUCUUCGGCGACGACGAGCUCCUCGAUGGCCUCAGCAGCCCGACCGAGCAGCCAAGCAUGCACGGCCACGGUCAGGACUUUGGCGGCAUGUCGGACAUGAACAGCAUGGGCGGCUUCAAUCAGACUAUUCAUGGCUCAUAUCAUGGCAUGGACCAACCAAACCACAUCAACGGCUACUCCAACACGCCCGACGGAGAUCCUAUACAAAGUCCCUUCGUCCACAGCUUCAACAACUCCCAGUUUCGCCAGCUGCACAACCCCCACUCUCUCGGCAACUCGCUCGCGUCACCCAUUUCCUACUCAGGCUCGCCUUUGACCGGAUCGGAUCUGAAUAACGAGAGCGCAGACGCCAACUACCUUAAUGCGAAGAACAGAGCCAGGAUGGCGCAGGCGAUGCAGAGAAAGAGUUCUUCCAACACCAGAAGCCCAAUGACUCCCAAGUCGGCAAUGCAUUCUGUGCCCGAGACGUCGGGCUUCGGGCCCCAGUCAAUCAGGACCCAAGGUAUGCACGAAAAGUCGCCCUCCGCAGGAGGUCAGUGGAUGCAAACCCCUACUGGAAGCAUGGCAGCGUCCUACGGCUCUGGGUUUUCUUCACCCAUCCAGCCUGGCUUGGCUCAACUCAACGAGGUCAUGAUGAAGGGCGGCACCUCCAUGCCUGCGAAGCUUGGGGUUCAGCCUGGGGCCGUUUCUUCCCAGGAGAUGAAGCGGAAGAGACGUCGCGAGUCCCAUAACCUUGUCGAGCGGCGCCGACGAGACAACAUCAAUGAAAGAAUCCAAGACCUGAGCAGACUGGUGCCUGCGCACCGCCUGGAGGACGAGAAGAUUCGCAAAAUGAUCCAGAACGGUACCCCGCUUUCCCCUACUUUGACGGGCAUCUCCAACCCGUCGCAAGCAACCUCGGGCCUUGCCGGGCCUGGAGCGCGACGCGCAGCUGGCGGUACGACUGGCAACAUCACCACUGGCCUGCCCAUCGAAGACAAGGACAAGGGCCCCAACAAGGGCGACAUCCUCAACGGUGCCGUAAGCUGGACACGAGACUUGAUGUGGAUGUUGCACCUGAAGCUCCAACAGCAGGAAGAAUUGAUGAACGCCAUUGCGGAACUGGGCGGUCACUUCCCCUUCGAGCUCACGGAGGAUGAGAAGCGCAUGCAGACCGAGCUGAUGGAAGCCAUUUCCAAGAACGACGACCUCGGCUACUCGCGUGCGAGCGGGUCCGGCCUCAGAGUGCCUCACCACACCGACUUCCGUGGCGAGCCCCUCAACGGUGCGACCAACGCCGAUGGUGUCUCCGUCAGCCCUGGUGGCAAUGCAAGUGCUGCUCUGGCCAAUGACCUGACAGCUGGAAACGAAUUCUGGAACGACCCAGAUGACGACGACAGUGGCCCUGCCUCGCUGAACUUCAAGGAAGAGGACGAGUUCGGCAUGGACCUGACACAAUAG